UGUUGCUGUAUUGUGACAGCAACAAAGGCAGCUUGGAAAUAGAAGGACAAAGAUGUCGGCUGCCAAGCUGAAGAGGAUGUCCAAGUCGAAGCGCAGCUCGCCACGACUCUACGACACGGCGGACUUGCCGCAGUUUAUGCUGCUGCAAGCACGGAGUGGAUACCCGGAGUCUCGAGGUCGCCGCCCAAAGUCGGAGAUUCUGCGCGAGCUGAGACGUCUCCGAGCAGGCCCCCUGCGUCUCGAUGAUGAGGAGGAGCUGGUGGCGCCAGCGCCAGCGAAACCGGUGCGCACCCUGGACGAAUUUGAUGCACUGCGUCUGACACGGCAUCGCAUUAAGCAGCUGCUGCGCAGCACAAGCUUUGAGCAGGCGGUGCGCAAUUGCUUUGUCCGGCUCAACAUAAGUGCGCUUAAUGUGCCGCCGGAGUAUCGCAUUGCGGAGAUAUUGGGCGUGGAGGAGUUGCCGGUGGGUUACUAUGUGGACAAGACACCCACCAAUAUUGUGCUGCAUCUGCGCUACGAUGAUCUUGUGGAGAAGCAUGAACUGAACGACCUUUCCAACAUGGCCUUCACUCGCGAAGAGUUCGAGCUCUGGCGCGACAAUUGCGUCUGCCAGGCGAUUGAAUGGCCCACCACGGAGCUGGUCGCCCGCAAGAAGAUCGAGCUGUACAACGCCCUCAACAGCGAGGGCAAACUCACAACGGUCCUGCAACAGAACGGUCUCGUGUCUCUCGCGAUGCCAAUGCGUCCUGCCCCCAGGGCUGGUUUGCUGGAACGCUUUGGCGGUGUCUAUCCCUGGAAGUUGCAACGUCCAGCGACACCGUCACCGUCACCGACACCGCCAGCACCAGAGACGUCUUCGGACGGCAGUAGUGAUGGGUCUUUGGCAUCCGCUAAGCCCGAACUUGAGCUCGAAACACUCAAUGAGGAACUGGAAGCACAGCGUCUGGACUCAAUCAUGUCCAGUGCCGAGCACAAAACUAAAAUUGGUUGAACAGCCCUUUAUCUCACACUAAAUUCGAAAAUAAUUUCUUUCAGUUUUGGUUCAUAAAUUUGUUUAAGUUGCAGCAAAAAAAAAAAAUAUAUA
Molecule: messenger RNA, 1084 nt
Organism: Drosophila innubila
Lineage: Eukaryota; Metazoa; Arthropoda; Insecta; Diptera; Drosophilidae
Product: RNA polymerase-associated protein Rtf1
Exons: 1
Coding region: 53-991 (312 amino acids)
Cellular component (GO): Cdc73/Paf1 complex
Molecular function (GO): DNA binding; RNA polymerase II C-terminal domain phosphoserine binding
Source: RefSeq, a predicted model, not a curated record